This is a messenger RNA of Eremomyces bilateralis CBS 781.70, 5793 nucleotides long. Its product is annotated as phospholipase D. Gene Ontology annotation, molecular function: phosphatidylinositol binding; catalytic activity. The transcript is spliced from 3 exons. The record is from RefSeq and is a predicted model, not a curated record. Lineage: Eukaryota; Fungi; Ascomycota; Dothideomycetes; Eremomycetales; Eremomycetaceae. The coding region runs from base 156 to 5585 and encodes 1809 amino acids. Gene Ontology annotation, biological process: cell motility.
GACUCAGGACGCGAAGCGCGAACAUACACUCAAAAAGACGUUGCUAUGAUUUCCACUCUAGAUCAAUCAUUCCGGCUGCGGCUUGAUAACUGAGCUCUUCUCAGUAAAGUCCCGAGACGCGCGCUGCCGCCGUCGUACUGAGUCCGAGUCCCGCAAUGGAUGCCUCUCCGGAUCAAGACUUGACCAGAUCUCCUGAGAUGACCACUCCGUCGGCACGUCCGCUCCCAGCAACACGGUCACGCGACAUCAAAACCGUGGAGUCCCACUCACCCCCGGAAUCCCCUCUUGGAACUACAGAAAAGCCGAGCGACUCUCACCAAAACGGAAAUGGUGCGGUGCACUCUCCAGGCGUCAAGACGAAUGGCUUCCCGUUCGAUGUGGCGCCUGGAACCACUGGCCAAAGCGUGACCAACAAUUAUACCGACGAAAUCGAUGACACCGACAAUGCUGUUCCAGACGGAAGGAACUCCGCCGAAAAGGAGGAGCGGCUGGAUCAAGCAACACGGUUGCCAUCCUCAAACGCGCCGACGAAGAGACAAUCAAGCGGCGAUCCGGAAUCAUCCACGCCGCCCGGAAGGAGAAGCGUCCAGUUCGCUCGACCCUCGACGAUAGACACUGCAGGCCCGUCACAUUCAAGACGCCCGUCCCAGCCAGAUAUCACAGAAGAGGCAGAAGAGACGGAAGCCAAGGAUAAGCAGGCUAUAAGACUGUUCGACAAAUUGAAGGCACUGGCCACGCCGAUAUCCCUACACGGCCACAGCAAGUCAUUCAGCGGAUGGACCCUAGGCGAUUCCACCAACGACGUGGGCAUGUCUUCCGGGCCUGGCUCGAAUGAGUUGGACUACACGGAGCAUGAGAGUGAAGCGGAUGCGGAUGGAGAAGACAGUGCUACCGAGGACCAGGCUGGCUCAUCGAGCCGCCCGAAGCAACGUACCCGACGGAAGAGUCGACGAACCGACGAAAGCCACACGGCUCCGACGACGCCAAGGGCCACCACCAGCAGAAUGGCACCGUGGUCAAGAGACUCGCCCGGAGAUACCCCAAUCAUGCGUCCGCAUGGCUUCUUCCGACGCGCCACGAUGGAGGAUAUCCCGGAAAAUCAGAGACAGCACGUGUCCGAAGACGAAGGCCGCGCUCGACUCGCGAAGCAGGGAAUGUUCCGGCGAGGCACGUCGUGGGUGCCAGGACAUCGAAACGCUCCAGAUUCCGCUCGACCCAGCCACUUGCGCCGUUUUACCGGUAUCAACGGUGGGUCGGGAUUGGAAGAGUCGCCAAUGCGCCGGAAUCGUGCGGAUCGACAUCCGAGCAUUGGGGCGAUGCGCUGGCGGCAGAUCAAAGCCGGCUUGAAGUUGCUGGGCACGAAGAAAAAGGAGGACAAGGUUGAUUCUACGAAAUCGGCGGAGUUGCUCGCCGAACUCCUGGCCGGGGCUCCGGCGGCCCUGUUUCUGGCCAGCAUGUUUCAACGGGAUGACAAGGGUCAUAAAAGAGUGCCAGUCCUCCUUGAGCAGCUGAAAGUGCGGGUGGUAGACAGCCAACGGGUCGAAAACAAGCCGGGCGAUCGACAUGUCGUGUUUCGGAUCGAGUUGGAGUAUGGGAGCGGCCCGACAAGGAUGAAAUGGGUCAUCCAUCGGACCCUCCGUGACUUCGCCAACUUGCAUCUGAAAUACAAGAUCCAGAGUCAAACCGACAAAUACAUCCAGCUCCGGUCGGACGAUAAGUCUCAAAACCGGCUUCCACGUUUCCCCAAGAGCGCCUUUCCAUACCUUCGUGGUGUCCGUGGUUUCGCAGAUGACGAGGACGAUGAGGACGAAGACAUGAUGCCUCCUGAGCCUGGAACCGAUGCAGAAGCAAGCGGCACCGACCGCCCAGGGAGGAGAAACGGCAACGGCAGGAGACAGUCCUCUUUCCCGUUCAUGAGGAGGAGAUCCAGCAUCACCAAUGCUCCAGUGACGCCAUCUAGCACGGUCGAUCCGCUCGGCUCUAAUGCGGGGGUGGUGGGUCCUGCUGGUCUCAGGAGAGAAACCUACGCUGAAAGGCAAAGGAGAAGACUGGAGCAGUAUCUGCAACAGAUGAUUACCACCUUUAUGUUCCGUCCUGAUGGCAACCGUCUGUGCAAGUUCCUUGAGCUAUCCGCCCUUGGCGUUCGACUUGCGGCCGAGGGAGGCUAUCACGGCAAAGAAGGUUACAUGGUUAUCGCAUCUAACCGUGGACUCGACUUCCGUAAGACCCGUUUCAACCCCAGCCACUUCAAGGAGCGGCAUAGUCCGAAGUGGUUCCUCGUGCGACAUAGCUAUAUCGUCUGCGUCGACUCGCCCGAGGAGAUGAACGUCUAUGAUGUCCUCCUCGUGGAUUCGCAAUUCACCACCGAGAAGAAAAGCAAACGCAAGCGAGACGAAACCGCCCAAGAGCUCGCCCGGCGCGCGAAAGAAAAGACCAAAUACCCGACCCAUCACCAGCUGCGCAUCUUCAAUGCCGAGCGGUCGAUGAAGCUGCUCGCGAGGAACGAGCGCCAACUGCACCAGUUCGAGGAGUCUGUCAACUUCAUGAUGCGGAACACCGUCUGGUCUCAAGAGCAUCGGUUCGACAGCUUCGCCCCGGUGCGGAAGAACGUCUUCGCCCAAUGGCUGGUCGAUGGACGGGACUACAUGUGGAACGUGUCGCGGGCGAUCAGCAUGGCGAAGGACGUAAUCUACAUCCACGACUGGUGGCUCAGUCCCGAGCUGUACUUGCGGCGGCCGGCGGCGAUCAGUCAGAAAUGGCGGUUGGAUCGACUGCUCCAGCGGAAGGCGCAAGAAGGCGUGAAGAUCUUCAUCAUCGUGUACCGGAACAUCAAUUCGGCGAUUCCGAUCGACUCCGAGUACACGAAGUUCUCGCUACUCGACCUGCAUCCGAACGUGUUCGUGCAGCGGUCGCCGAAUCAGUUCCGGCAGAAUACGUUUUUCUGGUCGCAUCAUGAGAAGAUCUGCGUGGUCGACCACCUAGUGGCGUUUUGCGGAGGGGUUGACCUAUGCUAUGGUCGAUGGGAUACGCCGGGCCACUCGGUGGUUGACGACAAGCUCACGGGCUUCGAGCUCAACGAUAUGCCGAAGGACGCUGACCAUUGUCAGCUGUGGCCGGGGAAAGACUACUCGAACCCUCGGGUUCAGGAUUUCUAUGCCCUGGAUAAACCAUACGAAGAGAUGUACGACCGCGGCAAAAUUCCGAGAAUGCCAUGGCAUGAUAUUGGCAUGCAGAUUGUCGGACAGCCGGCACGGGAUUUGACUCGGCAUUUCAUUCAGCGUUGGAAUUAUAUUCUUCGUCAGCGGAAGCCCUCACGCCCCACGCCAUUCCUUCUACCCCCGCGGGACUUCAUCCACGGCGAAAUUGAAUCUCUGGGUCUCGAAGGAACGUGUGAGAUCCAGAUCCUGCGCUCCGCUGGUGAAUGGUCCUUGGGGUUGAAUCGGACGGAAAACAGCAUCGAAAAUGCAUACGUCAAGAUGAUUGAGAAGUCGGAGCAUUUCAUGUACAUGGAAAACCAGUUCUUCAUCACGAGCUGCAACAUGGAUGGCACCAUCAUCGAGAAUCGCAUCGGAGAUGCCAUCGUGGAACGCAUCAAGCGGGCGCACGUGCACGAUGAGGAUUGGAGGGCGAUCAUCGUCAUUCCGCUAAUGCCCGGCUAUCAAAACACCGUGGACAGUCCGGAAGGCAGCAGCGUGCGUCUGAUCAUGCAAUGUCAAUACCGGAGCAUCUGUCGAGGAGAGACGUCGAUCUUCGGUAAGCUGCGAGCCGCCGGUAUCGAGCCGGAAGACUACAUUCAAUUCUACGCAUUGCGGUCAUGGGGGAAGAUUGGCCCGGAUCAAGGACUCGUUACCGAGCAGCUGUAUAUCCAUGCCAAGGCCAUGAUCGUGGAUGACCGGGUGGCCAUUAUCGGCUCUGCGAACAUCAACGAACGCUCCAUGCGUGGGAAUCGCGACUCGGAAGUCGCGGCCAUCAUCCGUGAUCGAGAACUGGUGAGCUCCACGAUGGCGGGGGAACCGUAUAUGGUUGGCAAGUUUCCAUCCACGCUCCGGAUGCGGCUCAUGCGAGAGCAUCUCGGGAUCGACACCGAUGCCAUCAUGGAGCGCCAGAUUCUCGAGGAGCAGCUCGCACGGGAAGAAGAGCGGCUUCGGCGGGAAGACGAGGUGUCGUUAGCAUCCCAACCCUGUGAUGAUGUUUCGGAACGAUGGCCAAGCAUGGACAACGACAUCGGGGAACCAUCGUCAUCGUUGUCGCCCGAUAUCGAUCGAGUGUAUAGCUACAACCACGAUAUCGACUGGGGGCUGGCGAACCCGAAUUUGAAGACCCACAAAAAGGUCACGUCCGAUCCGCGAGUCACCGGCAAUGAGGCACAUGCUCGCGAUGUGCGCGGCGAAGGUCACGACCGUCUGCACGAUGUUGAAUCCGAACAACCGGACAUAUUGGCUGGUCGCGACUCAUAUGUCGAUGAAACCGGUCGAGAGGUCCUGGCGUCGGAUAUUGCAGCCGAACCGAAGCAGUCGCCGAAGAAGCUGAAACUCAAGGGCCACGCCCGACAACAUCGGUCGUCCACUGCAAGCCGCGAUAGCCGAUCCGUCCGGCUCGAAGAGACAGAACGGCUCUUUCCUCCCCCAGAAGUUGGCCGCCUGAGUUCCCGAGAACUUGGCCUUCCCACGAUCUCCACCCUUCCUGCGCUCCCGGUGACCGAUGAUACCGACAUCGGCGGCCCAGCGCUCGGCCGCACCCUCACCGCCCGGUCCGCCGACGUCCUCUACCCGCACCUCAGCGACCUCAAACGCCCCGUCAUCACCGAAGACUGCAUGCGCGACCCGCUCAAUGACAGCUUCUACCUCGACGUCUGGCACGCCGCCGCCGAGGACAACACCAAGGUCUUCCGCGAAGUCUUCCGCUGCAUGCCCGACAACCAGGUCAAGACCUGGAAGGAAUACCAAGAAUACACCGCGUUCGCCGAGCGGUUCGCGCAGGUGCAGGGACAGGAGAAGUCGAAGCAGCGCGUCCAGCACGAGCGCCGCGAGCGCACCGGCGGUCCACCCGGCAACGUCCCCGGCGGACUCAGCGAGAAGGCAGUGAAGCUAGAGCAGAAGGUCGAGGGGAUGACCGAGAAGGUCGCGGAGCCUUUCACCUCUGCGAAGAACAGGGCCAGCCCCCCCAUGGGCACGGUGGAUGAGUGGACCGAGGAGCAGGAGCGCAACGCCAGCAGCCGCGCGACGGAUCGUACGCUCGACGAGAAGGAGGCGAUGAAGGCGGAGGCGGGCGGGGCGGAGGAGCCGAAACCGGUACAGCGGGAGCGGACGAUCACGAUCCCGGGGACCGCGAACGCAGCGGGCAAGACGCCUGUGGGGAAGAACUCGACGCGGCGGAGGCGGCGGGGGACGACGCGGUCAAGCACGCGGGCGUUCCAUGCACAGGACGAUAGCGCGAUGAUGAAUAAGACGGAUGCGGAAGAGCUGUUGAAGCAUGUGCAGGGGCACUUGGUGGUGUGGCCGUAUGAUUGGCUGGAAAAGGAGGAGAGAGGCGGUGGGUGGCUCUAUGCGACGGAUCAGAUCGCGCCUCUGGAGAUCUACACCUAAACCGAUACACUGCAAGUCGAUCCAUGGAAUCCUUUCGCUCUACAUUUACUUGUGCAGGUUUUCUCACGGCCGUGGUUGUUGUUUUAUAUCUGCAUGGUGCUCGGCUCGGAAGGGUCAUAUAUACAUCAUUCCUAUCUGCAUGGUGUUGUGGGAUCAUUGGAUACAAUAAACUCAUGCGUGGUCUUCUAUGUAACAUACAGGUGUUUCC